Columba livia (rock pigeon) is the source of this 417-nucleotide messenger RNA. RefSeq names its product serine peptidase inhibitor Kazal type 4 (gene SPINK4). NCBI's taxonomy places the organism in Eukaryota, Metazoa, Chordata, Aves, Columbiformes, Columbidae. The record is from RefSeq and is a predicted model, not a curated record. Gene Ontology annotation, molecular function: protein binding. The transcript has 4 exons. The coding region runs from base 50 to 313 and encodes 87 amino acids.
GCAGCCGUGAGCCGAGUGAGGUGUGCGAGUGCGUGUGCCUGGACCAGCCAUGCCUGUGAGGGAGCUGCUGCUGCUGGUGGUGGCACUGGUGGCUCUUGUUGCUGCUGGUGGGGAAGAGCUGAAUGGAGGGAAUGGCCUGAGAAGGCCGGUGUGUGGAGACAAGGUUGAUCUGCAGGUCUGCCCCCUCCUGCUCUUGCCUGUCUGUGGGACCGAUGGCAACACGUACGCCAAUGAAUGCCUGCUCUGUGUGCAGCAAAUGAAAACCAAGCAAGAUAUUCGGAUUUUGAAAGAUGGGGAAUGUCAAGAUACCUGAGUUUUCUGAUAGCUUUUCUGACCCUAGAAAUAAUUGAUUAAUUGUUCUUUGUGCUGAUUACACAUUGAAAUUAGUGAUGGUGAAUAAUAAAAUGCACAAUCUUA